Molecule: messenger RNA, 11835 nt
Organism: Podarcis lilfordi (Lilford's wall lizard)
Lineage: Eukaryota; Metazoa; Chordata; Lepidosauria; Squamata; Lacertidae
Source: the annotation of a GenBank genome assembly
AUGCACAGAGGCGGGAGCCAGCGGAGGAGGAGCCGAGAGAUCCGCGUGGUGGUGGCGGCGCUUCUGCUGUUUUUCGCAACGGUGGUUCCUCAGGGAAAGCUACCUGUUGCGUCGGCUCAGGAGAUCCGCGGGGAUUCAGGUAAGGGAUCAGGUGCUGAUUGCAAAGCUGGCUAUUUUCUUGACUCACCUUUAAAGUCCCGAUCCCCACGCACGUUUUCCUAGGGAGCAGCAACAGGUCUCCUCUAGAGCUCAGCUUGGGACGUUUAAAAAACGUUCUGAGCAAGCUGCGAUCCUGCUGCUACCCCACCACACCUUGAAAUCGGCAGAAAAGCAAAGGAUCAGGGCGCUUUGGGGCUGCAGGGUUCAGCUGAGCUUGGAGUUUCGGGGUAGGAUUUUUGCAUGCAUCUCAUCUAUGCUAUUAUGCAACAGGUCUCCAAUAAUAAUAAUAAUAAUAAUAAUAAUAAUAAAAAAUAAUUUUAUUUAUAUCCCGCCCUCCCCAGCCGAAGCCGGGCUCAGGGCGGCUAACAACAAUAUAACAGUGCAAAAGUACAGCAAAAGUACAGAAAUAUUGUAAAAUUAAUGAAUGUUAGAAUGAUGACGGAUUGAAGUCAAGCGGCUUCUAGCGGUAACGGUAUAAAAGAAUAUGGAAAAAUUGGUUUUUAAUAUGUAAAAAUUUAAUGUUAUAAUAUAUCAAGAUUAAAGAUCAGGUUUAAAAAGGAGGGAAAGGAAUCGCUGGACUAACAAAUUGAAUUGGAAUACAAAAGAGGGAGGUAUGAGGAGGUCCGGGAAACAAGUAAAUGUAAAAGAAGUGAUGAAAAGAUGGAAUUGUUUUUAACUGUUUUUUCUUUUUUGUAUUUUGUAUUUUUCUUUUUUAUUGUUAAUUUUCUUAAUCUUUUUCUUUUGAAAUUUUAAUAAAUAUCAUUUAAAAAAAACAAACAAAAGUACAGCACAAACAACACUCUAAAAUCAUUCAUUAUAAAAUUAAUUAAUUCAAGCCACUGGCAACCAUUGGGCCAGAGUUCUAGAGCUCAGCUUGGGACUUGGAAAAAGUUCUGAGCAAGCUGCGAUCCUGCUGCUACCCCCAACACCUAGCGGAGGAAAGCCUUUGAAAUUGGCAGAAAAGCAAAGGAUCAGGGCGCUUUGGGGCUGCAGGGUUCAGCUGAGCUUGGAGUUGCCUUGCGAGGCAGGAUUUUUGCAUGCAUCAUGAUCUAUGCUAUUAUCGCAGCUAAGGGAAAGAAAAUGCAUUGAGGCGAUCUGCCAGGACUAACAACGAUUUGCAGGAAGUGAGGCGGCGUUCCUAAUUUGGAGGCUCCCAAAUAAAAUUGCUGGUUCAAAAGCAAUGGGGUUUGGGAGGCAGAGCGGUUGCAAAAGGAAACUUUUCUCCGCGCUGUGCUGGAUGCAGAAAGCAGCCGCUGCUAGCAGAGAAACAGCAAGAACAUUUAAGACUUUUAAAGUGCAUUAAUAAUAUUGGGAAGUGUAGUUUGCCCCUCACAAACAGCUACAAUUCCCAGCGCUCUUUUAAACAAACUAGUUCCCAGGAUUUCGGGGGGGGGGGUGAAGCAAUGUGCUUUAAUUUUUUGGUGAGCAGCGUCUCUUUCCAGCUGUACUGAAUUCUUCAGCCUUCCCUUGUAAGCUUGACUCAUCCUAAACGAGCACUUUUUAAAUAGCCCGUUUCAUCCUCACUGUUGAUUCUGUCCAUAUUUAAAGCUCUUCAGGUCAUCAAAUAUGAGGCCGGCUUGCUGCCAAAUACUGAUUACUAUGUAUUACUGAUUCUUCUUAAGAAGCUCUGUGCUGCACAUCCAAGCUUGUUGGAUCUACUCUGAAGUAAAUAAAACAGCAGCCCAACAGCAGCCAGCCAGAGCCAGUUGCAAAAAGACACACACAGCCCAGCUGCAGUAUCAGUUAAAGGAGCAUUGUACAACUUAAAUUAAGUUACAGCUUCACCACAAAGUCUCCUGAGAACUGUAAAGUUGUUAGGAAACCUGUAUUGCCCACACUGAACUGCAAUUCCCAGUUACCUGUGAUUGUCAAACUAUUGGUGUAUAGAUUUUGAUUAGAUAUAUAAAUAUAAAUACAUACAAAAUGCAGUAAAAGUGAUGUGACCAAUUCAAAUGCAGGCAGAAAUAGAAAAAAUAAAAUAAAACGCUGCCUUGUAUUCUCAGUUGUUUUCACGUUUUCUUCCCCAUUGUAUCUUUGUCAAACAUCUCCUGGGAAUUUUAGCUCUGUGAUGGAGGAUAAAAAGGUAAAGGGACUCCUGACCAUUAGGUCCAGUCGCGGACGACUCUGGGGUUGCGGCGCUCAUCUCGCUUUACUGGCUGAGGGAGCCGGCGUACAGCUUCUGGGUCAUGUGGCCAGCAUGACUAAGCUGCUUCUGGCGAACCAGAGCAGCACACGGAAAUGCCAUUUACCUUCCCACCAGAGCGGUACCUAUUUAUCUACUUGCAGUUUGACGUGCUUUUGAACUGCUAGGUUGGCAGGAGCAGGGACCGAGCAACGGGAGCUCACCCUGUUGCAGGGAUUCGAACCGCCAACCUUCUGAUCGGCAAGCCCUAGGCUCUGUGGUUUAACCCACAGCGCCACCCGCGUCCCCUGAUGGGGGAUAGGAGUCUUCUAACUCUCAGCACCCUUUAAGUACAGUUCCUGGGAUCUUUGGGGAAAACCAUGGCUAUUUAAAGUGAUACACCAUGGUUCUAAAUGAAUGAUGCAGAUGAGGCCACAGUUAGAAUUGUACAAGAGUGUAACCUCUGAGCGUGUUCUGAGCCUGAGGAACAGUUUUCUGUUCUGAGCUGAGCUCACUGCCCUUUCAGACCACACCUAGUUAGCUUUCUUUAUUUCAGCCUGCUUUGAGUGGGAAAAGCUAUUUGGAUUACUGAACAUGUGAAACAAGCCCUUUAAGGAAGGGGAGGUGAAUAUAUGUUUGGUGCUGUGAGCUCUGCCAUGGGCUAUUCACCCAUGCAAGUUAUCGUUUGAGGUUGCAUUCAUCAAAUGAUAGGCAUUCGGGGUGAACUAUCCGUGCGCUGCUCUGGUUCACCAAAAGUGGCUUAGUCAUGCUGGCCACAUGACCCGGAAGCUGUACGCCGGCUCCCUCGGCCAAUAAAGUGAGAUGAGCGCCGCAACCCCAGAGUUGGCCACGACUGGACCUAAUGGUCAGGGGUCCCUUUACCUUUACCUGGGGACAAACCCCAGGAGCAAGACUAUGAGUGUUCAAGCAAAACCUCACAGUACAGAAUCUGAGCAGAAGGGGCAUCCCCAGAAGGCUACCUGUUGUUGUUUUAAAAAAAGCAUUGGCUUAUGUGUCUAAAACCAAAUACCAAGCUUGCACUGUUUCUUGGUUUUUAGUAGCUUUUGUAAGAAACUGAAAUGACUGCCUUGCUUUCUUAGCAGCUGGUUUUCAGCAGCAAGACAGCAAAAGUGUGCCAUGUGUCAAAUUAAAACCCCAUAACCAUUGUUUUCAGAAAAUAAAACGCAGUGUAUUGUCUCCCCGUCAUCGGAAUUCCCAGAAGGAUUCUUUACGCAGCAGGAGCGAGAAGAUGGAGGCAUCAUUAUCUAUUUCUUAAUCAUUCUUUAUAUGUUCCUGGCUGUGUCCAUUGUGUGCGAUUAUUACUUCCUCCCUUCUCUAGAGAUCAUCAGCGACGGUAAGUUUUUUCCCCUUUUCUUGUGGUGUUGUCAUCUUAAAAAGGACAUAUAUAUUUUCUACAAAAAUAAAAGGCACUAAAUCAAACUGGAGGUUACCGUCUCUCUUGUAGGUAAGAAGUGAGCUGGAAAAUUGCUAGGCUUUUUUCCCUACCAUUUUGUUUUUUUAAAGGAGUCAGAGCCUGGGUGGACAAAAGGCUUAUGGAAAAAGAAAAGAGGUGGGGAAGGGUUCAGCACUCUAUAUCCUAUUAGUAUAGGAAUUUAGGAAUAUAGAACGCUACUCAGCAAGUCAAGCUAUUUGUCUGUCUAGUGCAAUAUUACCAGCUCUGACUGGCAACACCUCUCUGGGUUCAUAGGUGGAGAUCCUUUGCAGCAGCUGAUGCUUUUCAUGCAGAAGGUCCCAGGUUCAAUCCCCGAUACCUGCAGUGAAAAAGUGUGUUCUUUAUCACUGAGCUAAGGUCCCUUCUCGACAGAUUGUGAAUUCCCCACCCCAAGUGGGGAUCGAACCCAGCUCACACACAGAAGACAGAGCUACCAUUAAGAACAUAGGGAAAGCCUGCUGGAUCAGGCCAAAGGCAAAUCUAGUCCAGCAGGUAGGGCCUUCUCGGUAGUGGCACCCGCCCUGUGGAACGCCCUCCCAUCAGAUGUCAAGGAAAUAAACAACGAUCUGACUUUUAGAAGACAUCUGAAGGCAGCCCUGUUUAGGGAAGUUUUUAAUGUUUGAUGAUUUAUUCUGUUUUUAAUAUGUUGGGAGCCGCCCAGAGUGGCUGGGGAAACCCAGCCAGAUGGGUGGGGUUAAUAACAACAACAACAACAACAAUGAUAAUAGUAAUUUUAUUACUACUACUGUGGCCAAUCAUUAUACUAAGAGGCCUGUCUGUAAUGCCUGUUCAAAAUGCAUUCCGCCUUCAAUAUUUCAGCAUAGCCUAUGUUCUGCAACAUGAAUCUGCUACUGUAAUGUUCUGAAUUAUGCACAGCCCCCAUUCAUGGAUAUAUUUCUUGUUUCUUUCUUCUCUGUCCCUUGUCUCUGUAGCCCUUGGCCUCUCUCAGGAUGUUGCAGGAGCAACUUUCAUGGCAGCGGGUAGCUCUGCACCUGAAUUGGUCACCGCCUUUCUUGGUAAAGUGAAGCCAGCUUUAAACAGCACACAAUUCCCUCCCUUGUGGAAGCACAAAUUAAUUCUGUCAAAAUGAUGCUUUGCUUCUAGGGGUGUUUGUCACAAAGGGGGACAUUGGAGUCAGCACUAUUCUUGGUUCUGCAAUCUACAACCUCCUUGGUAUCUGUGCAGCUUGCGGACUGUUAUCUGGCAUGGUAUGUCCUAGCUUUUACGACACUCUGAAGCUGUUUCCUCAUGGUCCAAUGCCAAAGCUGGCUUAAUUUGAGGUUACUUAAACUUAACAGGCUUGCAAAGCAGCAUGUAAUCAAUUGGAAGAGAGUAAAAACCUUUGCGACCCCACUUACUAUUAUUCAGCAACUUUCAGCUGCUGAAUGUUUAAUAUAUAGGUCCAAAUGAGAAAGUUGUGCACUAAAUGGGGAUUAGGUCCAGUCGUGACCGACUCUGGGGUUGCAGCGUUCAUCUUGCUUUGUUGGCUGAGGGAGCCGGCGUACAGCUUCCGGGUCAUGUGGCCAGCAUGACUAAGCCGCUUCUGGCGAACCAGAGCAGCACACGGAAACGCCGUUUACCUUCCUGCCGGAGCGGUACCUAUUUAUCUACUUGCACUUUGACGUGCUUUCGAACUGCUACGUUGGCAGGAGCAGGGACCGAGCAACGGGAGUUCACCCCGUCACGGGGAUUCGAACCGCCAACCUUCUGAUCGGCCAGUCCUUGGCUCUGUGGUUUAACCCACAGCACCACCCGCGUCCCAUGAAAUAGGGAUAAGAUGGAACAAAUAAAGAUGUUUGGAUCUCACUGAUUUACUUAUGGGGUAUUGAAUUUUUAGGGCAUUUCCAGUUGAGCUACAGCUUCCAAAACUGGUACAGACAUCUGAAAAUGGUCCAUUUCUCUCUCAAAGCAGAGGUCUUGGUAUGCUCCCCCAAAAGGUUAAGCAGUUCAUCCAGGUCACUCAGAACCCUGAAACAUGCAGUUUGCUGCACUGAUUACUAGAAUAUUUUUGAAUCUCAUGCCCCACAUUUUUCCUGAGAUACUUAACUCAUAGUAGAGGCCAGCAUUUUGAAGGCAAGCAGCAUCGAGAGUGCCAAUAAAAUAUUGGAGGGGGCACGUUAGCCCUGCCCUGCAAAAUCGACCACAAGGUGUGGCACACAAACACACCAUUUGAGUGGUAAUGCCCGUCAACCAGCCAACUUGGGUGGGGUGGCAAAGGGACCUCGGCCUGUAGGAGUUGGCUCCUAUGUGUGGGAUAGAACAUUAAGGCUGAGCCUUCAGUUGCAUCUUCAUGCACUUGGGCUGAAACAGUUGCAACCAGGUACAUCUUAUGCUUUCAGAACACAAGCAUCGUAAAAGUAUGUCUCAAUUCUAUCUACAGGUUUCAAGACUGUCUUGCUGGCCCUUGUUCAGAGACUGUGUGGCCUAUGCAGUUAGCGCAGCAGCAGUUCUUGCAAUGAUAAUAGACAACAAAGUUUACUGGUAAGUGCCCACGAACGGGCAAUAGUCAGCCACACAACCAGAGUUUCAGUUCUCUUUUUUUAGUGGAUUCCCCGCAUCAGCAGGAGGAUGGGACCUUUGAGUUCCCUUUGAAACAUGUGCUUCUCUGUUGCUUCAAAAAAUUGCAUGCAGUUAGCCUAUGUGGAAUUGUAGUUAGUUGGACAGCAGGCACAGGUGCCAAUAACUGGCUAUUAAAUGCCUUGCAAGCCAUUUAGACAGCGUACUUUUGCUUCCAGAGGGUGUUAGCAACAGCACUAUUUGGGUUGAUCUGUUGAUCAAUCAGUUGGAGCAAGAGUCAAGGAUGCACCUUUUAGAGAGAUGCCUCUGGUACGGUAAUAUUAAAAUGUUUUAUUAAGGUUUUGUUCUCGUAAGCCAUGUGGGGUGGGCAGUCCUAGCUCACACACGAAUAUUUUAUCUGUAUGCACAAGGUUUGGGAUUCCAUUCUUGGCAUGGUAACCGUGUUUAAUCAGCACCGCCUUUAGUUUAGCAAGUACAAGAAAUAACACUGUAAAUGGCCUCAAGUACUUCAAUUUUCCUACCAGCAGGAAAUGAUAAGAACCAGUGUUAAAGUAUUGGUAGAAAGACAGGCCUCGUUCCAUGAGAUAUGGGGACUUGUUCAUGUGACAAUGGUUGCAUACAUCUCAAGCUGUAAGAGCUGAUUAAUUCAUGAAGCUUUAGGCUGCUUGUUAUAGUGACAAUUUGAAUAAGCCUCAGAUACACUAUACAGAGGGACGCAGUUGUCAAACCUAGAACCAUUUUUGUGCAAAAGUAUGUGCCACUCAAAGGGACGCGGGUGGCGCUGUGGGUUAAACCACAGAGCCUAGGACUUGCUGAUCAGAAGGUCGGCGGUUCAAAUCCCCGUAACGGGGUGAGCUCUCGUUGCUCGGUCCCUGCUCCUGCCCACCUAGCAGUUUGAAAGCAUGUAAAAAUGCAAGCAGGUAAAUAGGUAAAUGGCCACAUGACCCAGAAGCUGCACACCGGCUCCCUCGGCCAAUAAAGUGAGAUGAGCGCCGCAACCCCAGAGUCGGUCACGACUGGACCUAAUGGUCAGGGGUCCUUUUACCUUUACUUUACACUAUACAGAAACCUGAUUAUAUUUCUCCUCUUAAUGUGAAAUGUGGCUAGUUCUUAAAGGUAAAGGUAAAGGGACUCCUGACCAUUAGGUCCAGUCGUGACCGACUCUGGGGUUGCGGCGCUCAUCUCACUUUGUUGGCCGAGGAAGCCGGCGUUUGUCCACAGACAGCUUCCAGGUCAUGUGGCCAGCAUGACUAAGCCGCUUCUGGCAAAGCAGAGCAGCGCACGGAAACACAGUUUACCUUACCGCCGGAUUGGUACCUAUUUAUCUACUUGCCCUUUUGAUGUGCUUUCAAACUGCUAGGUGGGCAGGAGCAGGGACCGAGCAACGGGAGCUCACCCCGUCGCGGGGAUUCAAACCGCCGACCUUCUGAUCGGCAAGUCCUAGGCUCUGUGGUUUAACCCACAGCGCCACCCGCGUCCCUUUGAGUGGCACAUACUUUUGCACAAAAAUGGUUCUAGGUUUGACAACUGGCAUCUGCAGGAAAAGCUGAGGAAGUUCCCUUUCUGAAGUCCCCUGGAGAGCUGCUGCCAGUCAAAGUAGACAGUGCUGAACUAGAUGGACCAACCAUCUGACACAUUAAAGAGCAGAUUCUUAUGUACUCUCUUGCUUUGCAAAUCCAAUCUUCCCCUCUUGGGGAAAAACACCACUGAAACUGUUAAUUCAUCACUUUGGAAUAACCAUGCAUACUCAAACAUGAAUUAUUUUUAAUUAAGGUUGUUCUGUAACCAGACAUGAAGCGUAUUGAACACAAAAACACACUAUGAAACUUGCAAUUUUAUUUAUUUAUUAAUACUUACUUUGUUCUAGGUAUGAAUCUGCUUCUCUCCUCUUAAUAUACGGAGUCUACAUUUUGGUGCUCUGCUUUGACAUUAAAAUCAAUCAGUACAUCAUGAAGAAGUUUAGUCGUUGCUGUACCUGUUUCACAGUGACUGCAGAAGAGACUGAACAGCAACCACUGAUGGGCUGGAAGGAAGAGUCAGGGCCUCUUCUUCGUCGGCAGUCAAGAGCAGACAGCGGAAUUUUCCAUGAUGAGUCAGAUUACGCUCAACUUUCAUCAAGUUUACAUGGGCCUGAUACUAUUUCUGAAGGUAUUCCUGCAAUCUUUGCCAACAGCUAUUUUAGAAAGGGCUGGCGCUAGUGCAAAUGGCUUCAGAAAUUCUAGUGAGAAAAUAAAUCAUUAGCCGCUCUGGUCACUCUCAAGUUUUCCUGAAAAUACCGAAAGUAAGGCUGUGCCACAUGAACGUAACUUACAACUCUGGCGGCUGAAAUGCUUUAAAUUAUAUAAUGGCUCAGGUGCUUAAACAAGACUAUCUUGAACAGGGUCAUAUUCCUCUGGCAACACACGUACACAGCAAUCAAUGAUCCUUGGUUGCCUGCCAUCUAAAUUUUGCUUCCUGUUAUACUCAGUCUUGUUAGUUUUAAUUAAACUUUAAGAGCCCUCAACCUGUGCAGUGGUACCUCUGGAUGCGAACGAGGUCUGUUCUGGAGCCCCGUUCGCAUCCUGAAGCGAAUGCAACCCGCAACUGCAUGUGCGCGGGUCACGACUCGCCGCUUCCGCACAUGCGUGACAUCAUUUUGAGCAUCUGCGCAUGCGCGAGCGGCGAAACUCGGAAGUAACGCGCUCCGUUACUUCCGGGUCGCCAUAGAGCAUAACCUGAAAACGCUCAACCUGAAGCACAUUUAACCCGAGGUAUGACUGUACAGCAUAAACCUGCAUUGCAGGGGUUGGACUAGAUGACCCUUAAGGUCCCUUCCAACUCUACAAUUCUGUAAUUCUGUACAUUGUCAGAAAAUGACUGGGGAUUUGUGUAGUUAUUCGUGGCACUUUACCAUGUAAUGAUUACGGAAGAAAGUUUUUUGGAGGACAGCGAGUAAUAUGUAAUGUAGGUCUAUCCAAAUGGCUAAAUAAGACAGAAGUUCCUAUCAGGAAAAUUAUGGAGCUCUCAAGUCUAUAAAGACCAAGAUCUCAUUUCUUAAAUGGUUUGCCACCUUGACAGAUUCUCAAAGUGUGUUCACCAUGCCUGAAGCAGAUCUGAAGAGAGUUCUGUGGGUGCUGUCCCUUCCAGUUAUUGCUCUGCUCUAUUUGACGACACCUGACUGCAGAAGACAGUUUUGGAAGAACUGGUUCAUGCUUACAUUCUUCAUGUCAGCAGUGUGGAUUUCGGCAUUUACAUACGUUCUUGUAUGGAUGGUAACAAUAGUGGGUAUGUAUUGAAUCCAGCAAGGGACGCGGGUGGCGCUGUGGGUAAAACCUCAGCGCCUAGGACUUGCCGAUUGUAUGGUCGGUGGUUCGAAUCCCCGCGGCGGGGUGAGCUCCCGUCGUUCGGUCCCAGCUCCUGCCCACCUAGCAGUUCAAAAGCACUCUUAAGUGCAAGUAGAUAAAUAGGUACCGCUUUACAGCGGGAAGGUAAACGGCGUUUCCGUGUGCUGCACUGGUGCAGGCUCGCCAGGGCAGCUUCGUCACGCUGGCCACGUGACCCGGAAGUGUUGAUGUACAACUAUGAAUUUACUACAGUUAAACCACGGGCUUAGCCAGCUUGAAUCAGCAGUGUUUUAGGAAAUAAAAGCUAAGCCUAGCAUUCUUUUUAUUAUUAAAAACAUAGAUUAUAAGUCCAACUACCUAAAAAAAAUCAAGAGUGCACAGCCAACUAAUGUAGCUAAGCUGCACAAAAAAAUAGAAUAUUUCUGGCAGUUAACCUUAGGACACUAUUCAUCCUUCUAGCCCAGUACUGUCUCCUCUGGCAGCAGCUCUUAAAGAGCUUCCACAUCACCUGCUACCCAGUCCCUUAAACUGAAGAUAUGCCAGGGAUUGAAUCUCAGAACUGCUAGAUGGAAAGCAUCUGGGUCUUCCACUGAAACUAUAGCCAGCCCCCCAGAUGAUCAGAUUAACCUGCUUUAAUAUACCAAAAUGGAGUCUUCCCAGGAAUGAGGUAAAAAAAAACCCACCAGCAGCAUUAUACUAAACCUUUCCUAUAUUCUGUCUGCCACUGUUCCAUUGAUAUAGUGGGGGAAAAACACAUGGGAGUCAUGUGUUGGGCAGUACACCUAGAUUCAUCCUCGAAUUGUGCAGCAGAUUACAAUGUUGUAAUUCAUUUUCAGGCAUUGGCAAUGACGUUAAACUAGAGCCAACAAUAAUAGCUUACAAAUUUGGAUUCCAAACUAUUACAGUGCCCUUUCAUCCAUUUCAGGAACUAAAGGCUUGAAGUUACUUUCCCAGCUGAACUUUCACAGCAAUGCCAUUUGGAAGUUUUUGAGUCAAGAUUAUCAGCAGACUUAAUUUCCUCCCCCGCCCCCAGCCUGGAAUUCAUGUGUUUCUUUCAAGAGCAGAUGAUUAAGAAGGGUUAGUGGUUCAUAUGACUUCAAGAGCUCAUGUGAUAAAGAUGCCAAAGGAAAAGAAGGGAUUAUACCAGUUGUAACAACUCCAAGAGACCUGCAAUUAGAAUAGUAAGCUGUUCCAUAUUUGAAGGGAAACUUGACGCAGGCAUGUUGAUUAGUAGCAAUAUUUUCAGAACUAGAAAUCUCCUAAUGGUGACUUUUAAAUGACAGAAUAGCAUAGCUUCUUUCAGCGUAUACCACCAAACUGUAGUAUGUUAAAUCUGUUCAUACUGAUCUAGAAACGUGGUAGCUGAAACACUAGUAAGACCCCCCACACACACACACAAUUCCAUUCUUUGUCCAUUAACAGAAAGCUAAAGCGUUCCUUCCUUUUGAAUUUGCUUGCUACAGGGGAAACUUUGCACAUUCCAGAUACUGUAAUGGGUCUUACAUUACUAGCAGCAGGAACAAGCAUACCAGAUACAGUUGCAAGUGUACUGGUGGCUAGGAAAGGUGAGUGGUUUUUCAUACCCAUAGCAUUAUGAAGCAAUUUGCAGCAAGUGGAAAGGGGGGCGGUUCCCUUUGUUUAUAAUAUGCUGACAGAAUGCACUAACACUAUACUGGCAUGAAGAACUGGCAAACUUUUAGCACACAAAAUGGGAAUGAAUUGUUACUUUUAUAAGUAGUACCAGGGUGUCUAAGGUCAAAGGAGAACUACGGGGAGCUUGAAUGGCUCCAGCAAAACAAAUUCUUAGCAGCCAACCUGAAAUAGUUCAGGCAUAUUAAAGCUAGCAAUUUCUGCAAUCAUGGUAUGGUAUAAAAUGAGGUAUAAUGCAGCAAAGAGCUUCCUUAAGAUUGAUACACAUAAAUGUGUUUUAUCUUGCAGGAAGAGGCGAUAUGGCGAUGUCGAACAUUGUAGGAUCCAAUGUAUUUGAUUUGUUGUGUUUGGGAUUGCCGUGGUUUAUAAGGACAGCCUUUGUAGACACGUCAGCUCCUGCAGAAGUGAACAGCAGUGGUUUGACUUACACUGCCAUUUCUCUUGUUUGUUCCAUUGCUUUUAUUUUUCUGGCUGUUCACUUGAAUGGCUGGAAGCUAGACAAAAAAUUGGGGGCAGUCUGUCUAGUGAUGUACUUGGCAUUUGUAAUAUUAUCAAUCCUGUAUGAACUUGGAGCCAUAGGAAACAAUCCUAUCAGUAUCUGUGGAGACUAG